Rotaria socialis is the source of this 1362-nucleotide messenger RNA. The record is from the annotation of a GenBank genome assembly. NCBI's taxonomy places the organism in Eukaryota, Metazoa, Rotifera, Eurotatoria, Philodinida, Philodinidae.
AUGGGUUGCACACAACCAUCGACGAGUGUUUUACCACAAAACCAUAUACCGAUUAAACGAUUAUAUGAUGGUAGAGGCUAUCCACUUACGAGAACUGCCCCAACGACUAUGAUUACUACAGCACCUAUACCAUCUUAUAUGAAAAGCGCAUUAAAAAAGACUGAUCCUUAUGAAACGCUGCAAACAGACGACAGGUAUCUGUUUAGACAACGAAAACCAUUAGCAACUAACAAGACAGUGAAUUUCGAUGAGCAAGUAUUAGUUAAACCACGUACACCAACGCCAAAUAAGUCAUGGUACGAGAAAAAAUCAUCGACUAUGCCAAUGAGACAUAAUCCACGCAACGAUGACGAUGACGAUGAUUAUGAUAACGAGGAAGAGGAGGAGGAGGAAGAGGAGGAGGAGGAGGAUAACGAUGAUGAAGUUUAUUCUGAUGAAGAACAACAAAGCAAUGAACAUAUGGACAAUAGAUCAAAUAUACCUAGAUUAGGAACUCCGAUUACAUUAAUAAAAAGAAAUCAACCAAAUGCAUUUUGGCGCAAAACUAAUGCAAUCGGAUUGACACCUUCAACAGAUUCAUUGCUACUGAAUGAAUCUCUUCCAUUAAACACACAACAGCAGCAUAAUUUUCAUAGGAAUACAAGUGCAACAGAGAAUCCAAUAGCUUCAUCAGGAAAUCGUAUAAAAGUACGACGAAGACUAUCCCAACUUGGUCCGCCACAAACUUUACCCGAUUCGUCAUAUGAAUCACUUCGACAAAGUUCAGCAGCUUCACUUCAUCCAUCUAUUGCACAACCUCCAGUCUUUACCGUACGUAGAUCUGCUGCGCAUCUUCCAACUGUUUUCCUGCAUCAGUCUCCUGGACAGUCUUCAACAAUUUCUGCUUAUCGAAUUCCUCAACAAGCUUUUCUUCAUCAGUCUACUUCUUUACAACCUAAAACUACUUCUACUCAACAAUUGCCUUCACAACCGUCUUUAGUUUCUGCAUAUCAUAUUCCAGCAAAAACUUCGGUCGUAUCUGCUUACCAAUAUCCUCCUGUGCAACCUCAAACUGGUUCUAUUCAACUAUCUUCUGUACAAAAUUUCAUUGCUCCUUCUUACCAGUCGACUUCUGCACAAGCUCAGACCAGUUCUUUUCAUCAAUAUCCACUGCAAACUUCAUUGGUUUCUGCUGCUCAAAUUCCUGCACAAACUUCCAUGGUUCCUCCAGUACAAUAUCUACCUAUACCGACUCAUCAAAUAUCUUUACAACCAUCUUCUGAAACCGUUCAUGUGCAACAGACUUUGCCGAAUACACAAAGUGUUCCUGCUGAAAAGCAAUCCUCGUCAACUAAAAGUGAACCAUCACUAUCGACUAUCUAA